AUGGUAUCCUUUCUAGUAGAUCAUCCCAUGGCGCUCUCGAAACCUUCAAUGCAAGUUGGCGACGAUGAAAGCAUGGUCCAGAAGUCUGCGGCAGCGAAGAAAUGUCUCCCGCAGAAACGAGCCCACCAACAAACCGAAUCAUCUCGAAAGAUCCUUGUGAAAUGGGAUCAAAUAGAUGAUAUGAUUUGGGUAAAAGGGGUCCUCCCCUUUCUUGGCAUGGGGCACUAUGCCUUUGUGGCAGGAGUCAAUCGCAGAAUGAAGAAUCUAUAUCUGAUGUACUGCUCUACAGUAGACAUGCCUCCUUCCAUAAAGGCAGGUGGUUUUGGCCUCUCGAAACAAGCGACCAGCACUGACACACUCUACACAGCAGUCUGUGCCAGUGUGACCCGUGCCGAGUACUGUCGUGCUGCUCAAAAUGGACACUUGGAUGUCUUAAAGUAUGCCCAUGAUAACGGCUGCCCCUGGCAUGAAUACACAUGCUUUUAUGCAGCUAUGGGUGGACAUUAUGAUAUCCUAGAGUAUGCCCACACACAUGGUUGCCGGUGGGAUAGUCUCACAUCUCAUCAUGCAGCAGCUGGUGGCCAUAUAGAUUGCCUCAAGUAUGCCCAUGAAAACAACUGCCCAUGGGAUGCCAACACUUGUUCUUUGGCUGCUGAACGAGGGCAGCUGAAAGCUUUGAAAUUUGCUCACGAAAAUGGUUGUCCCUGGGAUGCCUCAACCUGCUCCAAGGCUGCCAAGGGUGGACAUUUGCGGAUACUGAAGUAUGCACGUGAAAACGGUUGUUCUUGGGAUGAAUGGACAUGCAUCUAUGCUGCCAGAAGCAAGCAUUUGCAAGUGCUAAGAUGGGCCCAAGAAAACGGCUGCCCUUGUCCGCCUGACCUGUUAGAAAUGGCCCUUGUGUAG
This is a messenger RNA of Seminavis robusta, 903 nucleotides long. Lineage: Eukaryota; Bacillariophyta; Bacillariophyceae; Naviculales; Naviculaceae. The record is from the annotation of a GenBank genome assembly.